Molecule: messenger RNA, 2067 nt
Organism: Oncorhynchus gorbuscha (pink salmon)
Lineage: Eukaryota; Metazoa; Chordata; Actinopteri; Salmoniformes; Salmonidae
Product: WD repeat domain phosphoinositide-interacting protein 1-like
Exons: 14
Coding region: 320-1711 (463 amino acids)
Biological process (GO): nucleophagy; protein lipidation; autophagy of mitochondrion
Cellular component (GO): extrinsic component of membrane; phagophore assembly site membrane; cytosol
Molecular function (GO): protein binding; phosphatidylinositol-3-phosphate binding; phosphatidylinositol-3,5-bisphosphate binding
Source: RefSeq, a predicted model, not a curated record
CGGGAAAUCCGAGUGACGCAACAAGCUGUCAGCUGUUCUUGUUUUGCUUCGGUUUUUCCCUUCUUCUUUCUCUAGAGUGUCUGAUCUCUUCUGUACUAAACAGGAACAUUUAUGGAACUCAGAGUUGGAUUCUAAAAACACCGGAUAUAAGGAGUUCAAAACACUCAGGCCUAUGAUUAGAUCGGUUUAUUGUUAAAAAGGCGAUCGAGAUUUCUUCUCAGCUGGAUCCUCAAUCCGACGCUAUCGUGCCAAGAGGCAAAGCCGAUCCCAGGCCUCCGAUCCAGGGCGGAGGGAGGGAAAGAGGUCGCUGGGAAUCGGGAUGGAGACGGGAGAGGGAGCUGACGGUCCUAGCGGACCCGGUGAACCGGGAGCCGGGCCGGGGACGGAGCUGACGGGGCUUGGCUGCGCCUCUUUCAACCAAGACUCCACGUCAUUGGCAGUGGGAACCAAGACAGGCUAUAAGCUGUUCUCUGUGACCUCAGUGGACAAACUGGACUGCAUCUACGAGAGCGAGACCCCAGACGUGUACAUCGUGGAGCGGUUGUUCUCCAGCAGUCUGGUGGUGGUGGUCAGUCUCUCCAUCCCCAGACGGAUGAACGUCUACCACUUUAAGAAGGGAACGGAGAUCUGCAACUACAGCUACAGUAACAACAUCCUCUCUGUCAGACUCAACAGACAGAGGCUGGUGGUGUGUCUGGAGGAGUCAGUGUACAUCCACAACAUCAAAGACAUGAAGCUGCUGAAGACCCUUCUCAACACGCCCUCCAACCCCUCAGGUCUGUGUGCUCUGUCCAUCAACCAUUCCAACUCGUACCUGGCCUACCCAGGCAGCUCCACCAUCGGAGAGAUCAUAGUUUACGAUGCCAACAACCUGAGCACUCUCACAAUGAUCCCGGCCCAUGACAGUCCCCUGGCUGCUCUCACCUUUAACUCGUCAGGCACCAAGCUGGCCAGCGCCUCGGAGAGGGGUACUGUAAUCCGUGUGUUCUCCAUCCCAGAGGGACAGCGUCUGUUUGAGUUCCGCAGAGGGAUGAAGAGGUACGUCAAUAUCAGUUCCCUGUCCUUCAGUCCUGACGCCCAGUUCCUCUGUGCCUCCAGCAACACUGAGACCGUGCACAUCUUCAAACUGGAACAGCACGGACCCAGUGGAGAGGAGGAGUGUCCUACCUGGGGAUCCUACGUAGGGAAGAUGUUCUCUGCAGCCAGCAGCUACCUCCCAGCCCAGGUGUCUGGCGUGAUGAGUCAGGAAAGAGCCUUCGCCACUGUACGCCUCCUAGUGGCCGGGCAGAGGAACGUCUGUACCCUCGCCAUGAUCCAGAAGCUUCCUCGUCUGCUGGUGGCCUCCUCCGACGGACAGCUGUUCAUCUAUAACGUCGACCCCCAGGAUGGAGGAGAGUGCUUCCUGGCUCAGAAACACAGAUUGUUUGGUGAGGAUGAGGACAAGGAGGAAGGGUUGGAGUCAGAAGGGUCAGAGGUCACGGUGCCCGUCCAGGCAUGUCCAUCAUACGCCGCCACUGUUGCCAUACCAGCCACCGGUCCAGUCACUACCACACUCACAGGUUACUCUGAGGAUGGUGGGGCUAAGAAGGGCGAGGUGAUCCCAGAACAUGAGUUUGCUGCUGGUCCCGUCUGUCUGGAUGAUGAGAAUGAGUUUCCUCCAAUAAAUUGGUGCCGCGACGGAACUCGAGGUGGCCAGGGGCGUCGUCUGUGAGGGAAGGACAGGAGGACAGACAGACAGGUGUCUGUAGUACACGUUAGAACACACUGACACCUGGUCUGGAACCACAGGCGGGAGGACAGACAGACAGACAGGUGUCUGUGGUACACGUUAGAACACACUGACACCUGGUCUGGAACCACAGGCGGGAGGACAGACAGACAGGUGUCUGUGGUACACGUUAGAACACACUGACACCUGGUCUGGAACCACAGGACUUCCAGGGGAACCGUUACCCAGAGAGAGUCAGAGAGGAACAGGACUAUAUAAACCAGGGGAACCGUUACCCAGAGAGAGAGUCAGAGAGGAACAGGACUAUAUAAACCAGGGGAACCGUUACCCAGAGAGAG